AGUAUUCAGGUGUUGAGCUCUGUGAAAGGUCUCCCCUUGCAAGCUUGGAAGUCAAAACUGGUGUGCUUUGUCUGUUACUGAAUGAUGAUGAACCCAUCAUACUCAUUUCCAGUGGGUGUUGGACUCUGCGAGGGCUGUACUUGGUUAUAAUUUUUAUAGACAGAAUUUCUUGUUUGGGCAUCUGACUAGGAUGUCUCCUGGGUGCCUCUUGGGCUGGAUGUUCCGGGUAUAUGAUACCAGGAGGAGGCCCUGGGGCAGACCCAGGACACACUGGAGAGAUUAUAUCUCUCGGCUGGCCCAGAUAAACUGGAGGAGGUGGACUGGAGGCCCCCGUGACCCAGUCCUGGAUAAGUGGAAGAAAAUGGAUGGAUGGAUUUUAUGGAAUGCACUUCUGAGGUCUCUGGAAUGAUUUUUUUUUGGGGGGGCCACAGCAGCUUUUAUUGGCAGUAUAGAGAGACAGGAAAUGGGGUAAAGAUACAGGGAAAGACACGCAGCCAAAUCAGCAACAAGCUGGUACUUGAACUUGCGCCGCCCGCACCGCAAAGCGGAAUAGGUGUGUGGUUGCCUGCUUCACCCCUGAGCCACCCCGGCGCCAGUCUCUGGAAUUAAUUGAACUGAACUGAAUGAAUGCAUUGAAUCCAGUAACUGUCAGUAGAUGACAGAGCUAUGGUGAGGUAGGAAUGUCUUAAUAGUUUAGGUCCUUUUUUGGUCUUUUUCUGGGAGACAGCGGCAAGAGGAGAAUGGACUGACCAGAUUUUCAUGUAGUGCUGCAAGUGGUGGAGGUUGGACAGGCAGAUGACAGGGGGAGAAUGGUCAUAUGACAGUAGGAGGGACAUGAUUCAGGUUUAUAUUCAGAGGUCUCAGCCAUCACUUCUGUUACAGUCAUGAUGGAAACAUCAAUGAUCCUCCUGGCCCUCUCUUUCCUUCAUUUCUGCUCUUCAGUACCUGUAAGCCGUCCAACCAACUGGCUCAGGCAAUGCCGAACCUCUACCAACCUCUCCAUCACAGCACUGGAGGUGGUCCCUGGAGGAGGAUGGGACAAUCUCCAAAAUAUGGAUAUGGGUCGAGUCAUGAACAUCAGCUACUUCCAAUGCCAGACAACUGAAGAUGGGCUCUACCUUAUCCCAGAUGAAGUAUUUGUCAUCCCUCACAAAGAGACAGGUGUGGAGACCAGCUCAGAAAUAAUCAGGUCCUGGCUUGAGCAAAAAAGCUCAACAUCUGAAAGCAUUAAUUCAGACAUAUCCUUCCCACCGGGUCUCAAUGGCAAAUUUUCUUCUGAGAACAAGAGGAUGAAAAGCCAUCAGAUCAAAGAUUCUUCAAAUACAGCCAGAGUGCAGGUUCGUAACUUCAUCUACACAGUCAAGGCUUAUCCGGACUUCACGUUGGACACACGAUUUGCUCAGCAAAUCAGAGACAUCGCUGAUGCCAUUGAGAACAACCAGACAAAGUAUGCAGACUAUCUCUCAGAGAAGAUGGUGCUGGACUAUGGAACUCACGUCAUCACUAGUGUCGAUGCUGGGGCUGCUUUGGUGCAGGAGGACUAUCUCCGUUCUUCAUAUGUGUCAGACAGUGAGUCACAAAGUUUCUCUGUCAAAGCGCAGGCUGGCUUAAACUUCUUUGAUAAACUGAAGUUUGAUAUUAGCAGUGAAAGUUCCCAACAGAGCUCAUCACUUCAAACAUAUCAGUCCAACAUUACAUACUCCCUCAUUCAAAGCCAUGGAGGCAUGCCUUUUUAUCCUGGCAUCACUCUGCAGAAAUGGCAGGAAAGUACCAGCAAUAACCUUGUUGCCAUCGAUCGUUCAGGAUUUCCUCUACACUAUUUUAUAAACUCCAACACUGUCCCUGAUCUGCCACACCCUACGACCAGAAAAGUUGCUCUUACAGUCAGUCAGGCCAUAGAGCGCUACUACAACAUCAACAAGCGCCCUGGGUGUGUUGACAUCAACUCCAAGAACUUCAACUUCCAGGCUAACUUUGAUGAUAAUUCCUGUGAGGGUCCCGCUACAAACCUUAGUUUUGGUGGCGUCUACCAGCAGUGUGAAAAAAUCAGCUCAGAUGCAGGUCCACUUUGUGAUGCCCUGGCCCAGAAAAACCCAGAUACAGGUGACUUCUCCUGCCGUCCACCUUACACACCAACAUUACUGAGAUCAGAAGUGAGACAGCAGAGUUACUUUAAGUAUGAAUGUUAUGAGGAACGUUAUUCCUGUGGAUUUCUGGGAUGGUCAACUUGUUACAACAGACGGUGUCAGGAUGUAAACCAUGUUCGCUCUGCUCGUAUCAACACCUACUGGUGCUCUGCAAAUGGAGAGGCCCCAGAAAACUCAGGGUAUCUGUUUGGAGGAAUAUACAGCCCCUCUCUCCUGAACCCUCUUACAAAAAGCAAAAGCUGUCCUCCAAACUUCAUUCCACUGAAAUUUCUCUCAGAUGGUGAGGUGAUCUGUGUGAGUAAUGACUAUGAGACAGGUACCAGAUUCUCAGUACCAUUCGGAGGCCUCUUCAGCUGUCAGUCAAGGAACCCACUGGCAAUGAAUCAACGCAGGUGCCCUCCCAAGUUCAGUCAGCACCUUGCUGCAGUCAGUGAUGGCUGUGAAAUUCUCUACUGUGUGCAGUCUGGACUGUUCACUGGUGGAGAGCUCCAACCAAUCCGCUUGCCUCCAUUCACAAAUCCUCCACUUAUCAGCAUGCAGGCCACAAACACAGUAAUGGUGAUGACUGAAGGAGAAAACAGCUGGGUCAGAGUGGGCCAGACCAAGAUGUGGAAACUUGCUAAACCAGAGGAAAUCAAGGAAAUUGUUCAAAGCCUUAACCCUGAACUCAAUCAGAUGUCUAGUGGAGAAAAGGCAGGAAUAGCUUUUGGGGGGAUGGGUCUGAUGCUGGUGGUGGUCAUAGUGGCAGUGUUCCUGGUGAAGAGGAGGAGGACGAUAUCUGGAUUUAGAUCUAGAGGUUAUGAGGAAAUGCAUGAACAGGCUGAGAGGGAGACCCUGCAAGAUGAGGCCUGAGAAAAUAAUAAGGAUUGGGCACUCAGAUGCAGAUUAAACUAGUGUGACAUAUUCAGCUUUUAACUUCUUUUUUGAUUGUAUAGUCAGCCAGGCUUCUUCCAGCACAGAAAAAAAAUGCGCUGAACUUCUAUUUUGAAUCAGUUCUUUUAGAUUUUAGUAUAUAUACUCCGUAUUCUGUUCUCAUGAAUUUUAAACUGUUGUACUAUAGAUUGGGGCAAAUGGAUUUCUAGUACCCUAUAUUUUAAACGAUUAAAUGGCUCCUUUCAAAUCAGAAAGCAGAAGUGAUUUUCAAUGUAAACAGUGAUCCAAUACUACCCCCUUGAGGUCAAGAUGCAUAAUACCAUAAUAUUGUAUAUAAGUUGUAAUUUUGCACAAGAACUUUGUAUGACUUUAAAACUGCUUGCAAUAA
Molecule: messenger RNA, 3408 nt
Organism: Archocentrus centrarchus (flier cichlid)
Lineage: Eukaryota; Metazoa; Chordata; Actinopteri; Cichliformes; Cichlidae
Product: macrophage-expressed gene 1 protein-like
Exons: 3
Coding region: 885-2999 (704 amino acids)
Biological process (GO): defense response to bacterium
Source: RefSeq, a predicted model, not a curated record